AUGAAGAAACCAUCAUCAUCUUAUGUUUUAUGGUGCAAAGGUCAAUGGGCUGAGGUUAAAAAAGAGAACCCAGAUGCAGAAUUCAAAGAAGUUUCAAACAUUUUAGGAUCCAAAUGGAAGAAUGUAACUGAAGAAGAUAAAAAACUAUAUGAAGAGAAAAAAUCUGAUAGAGAAGCUUACUUGCAGAUUGUUGGCAAAGAAAAGCGCGAGAACGAGGCUAUGAAGCUACUCCAAGAGGAUCAGAAGCAGAAAACUGCAAUGGAAUUGCUUGAACAGUACUUGCAGUUCAAGAAAAAAGGUGAAGGAGCGGGAUCAAUUGAAGCCGAAAAGGCCAUUGACAACAUUCAUAAGCAGGAAGCUUUACUGAUGCUUAAGAAGAAUGAGAAAAAUGAAAACAUAAUCAAGAAAUCGAAAGUGAACCAACAGAAGAAAAAGAAGCUUAAGGGUGAAACCAUUGCAGUAGACCCUGAUAAACCAAAGAGGCAUGCUUCCUCAUUCAUUCUAUUCAGGCAAAAUUUCUUAACAUCAAGGAGAAUACUAGGAGGUGGGAAUAUUGGAAAUGCUUGUGCUGCUCCCUUGGCCUGUUCUAUUGAUAUCCUGGUUACUUUGGAGCUUACACCAUAG
This is a messenger RNA of Papaver somniferum (opium poppy), 624 nucleotides long. RefSeq names its product high mobility group B protein 6-like. The transcript has 6 exons. Lineage: Eukaryota; Viridiplantae; Streptophyta; Magnoliopsida; Ranunculales; Papaveraceae. The record is from RefSeq and is a predicted model, not a curated record. The coding region runs from base 1 to 624 and encodes 207 amino acids. Gene Ontology annotation, molecular function: DNA binding.